CAGACGUGCCGUACGCCGACCCACAAUUCCCGCUGCGUGCUGCUGUCCCGCCGCCGCCUCUGCCGCCGCCGGUUACGGCUCCCGCCGCUGGGGACAUGUUGCAGAAACCGAGGAACCGGGGCCGCCCUAACACCCAGGCCGAGAGGGAGAGGGACUGGGCCCGCGGCGCCGCGGAGGAGGCCCCGAGCACCUCCCGCGGAGCGGGAGGCUCCCAGGAGGCCCGGGGCACGUCGUCGCAGGGCGGCCGCCGGGCCGAGGCCUCCCCCGAGGUGGGGCCCAGGUCCCAGCAGCAGCUGGAGCUGAAGGUGGCCGAGCUAGUGCAGUUCUUGCUGAUUAAGGACCAGAAGAAGAUCCCGAUCAAGCGCACUGACAUAGUGAAGCACGUUAUCGGGGACUACAAGGACAUCUUCCCAGAUCUCCUUAAACUGGCUGCCGAGCGCCUCGAGUAUGUCUUCGGAUACAAGCUGGUGGAACUGGAACCCAAAAGCAAUACGUACAUCCUGAUCAACACUCUGGAACCGGUGGAGGAGGAUGCUGAGGUGAGAGGCGAUCAGGGCACGCCCACCACCGGCCUCCUGAUGAUUGUUUUAGGUCUCAUCUUUAUGAAGGGCAAUACCAUCAAGGAAACGGAGGUCUGGGACUUCCUGCGUCGCUUGGGGGUGUACCCCACAAAGAAGCAUUUAGUUUUUGGGGACCCAAAGAAACUUAUUACCGAAGAAUUUGUGCGACAGCGUUACCUGGAGUACCGGCGGAUACCCCACACUGAUCCUGUAGACUAUGAAUUCCAGUGGGGUCCCCGAACCAACCUGGAAACCAGCAAGAUGAAAGUUCUUAAGUUUGUGGCCAAAGUCCAUAAUCAAGAUCCCAAGGACUGGCCAGCACAGUACUGUGAGGCUUUGGCAGAUGAGGAGGCCAGGGCCAGACCUGAGACAGGUGGCCCCACUCCCUCCUCUUGAAGUCUGAGAGAGAUUUGAGCUCCAGAGGAGGUGUCAAAGGCACUGGGUGAUGGGGUAGGGGGGUGGGAGGGAGCAUAUUUCUGUAACACUCAAAUGUGUGUGGCUUUAGGAUGUGUUUGCAAACUCUGUUCUCUUUUAAUAUUGUAAGUUAUUUGGUUCCAGCUUUUCACUUAUAAAAAUAUUAGGAGAGGAUUUUUUGUUUUAACUUGUGUUAUUGUCUGUGUAUUUUGGCAUAAAAAUUUUGCUAGCUUUAUGCAAGUAAUUGGAAAACAUUGCACCAUGAUCUGGAACAGGUGUUUAAAAAAGAACACAUUGGUCAAUUGCUUUGGCGCCAAGAAAGUAAAAGCAAAGUGACUACUAUCUGGUGUCUUAACUACCCAGUUUGUAAGUUAAAAUAAAAGCCUUUAUAAAUUAAAAAUAAAAGUGUAAUUGCUUAUACUUUUUUUUUACCUUAAGACAGCUACUAUAUAUUUAUAUAUUUUCUAUGUAUAUAAGCAUUACGCAUCAUCUAAGCAAUGUGCAUAUUGUAUUUUCUCCGAAUAACAAUUUUUUAUAUUCAUAAUUCUUACCUCUGUGGCCAACCAUUUAGUUCCAUUUAGGUUUUUUUUCCUGCUAUAGUUGUAAUAAAUACAGUAUCUUUGAAGCAGUUAA
Lynx canadensis (Canada lynx) is the source of this 1607-nucleotide messenger RNA. RefSeq names its product NSE3 homolog, SMC5-SMC6 complex component (gene NSMCE3). Lineage: Eukaryota; Metazoa; Chordata; Mammalia; Carnivora; Felidae. Gene Ontology annotation, cellular component: nucleus. The transcript has a single exon. Bases 96 to 956 code for a protein of 286 amino acids. The record is from RefSeq and is a predicted model, not a curated record. Gene Ontology annotation, biological process: negative regulation of transcription by RNA polymerase II.